CCCACAUGGAUGUAAGUGAAGCUAGGUGGAGCGAAAUCUAUAUGGCUAGAGUCAGGUUAGGGGACGGCAGCCUUUACCACUCAAGGAGCCAUUUGGACCCGUUUCACACAGUAAAGAAAAGGAGCCACAAAACCCUUUUGAAAUGUUUAAUUAAAUUACAAAGCAUAUAACACGUUUUUUUUGCAACAGAAAUGGACCCGCAGCAGAACCAACGCUCCCCUGCGCUUGUUUUUUUUUUUUUUCCUCACAAAGUACAAAACUUCUGUUGUUCUGGAAAUCAUCCACUCUGCUAAUGUCAGAGUUUUUAUUUUGAAUAAAACUUGGUGCGAGUAAACGCACGUCAUAGUCAGAUUAUUUGAUUCUCAGUCCAUAUAAACGGGACAUUCUGAAUACUUUCUUUUCUUUUAAUCUGAACACAUUUUAAUCACAUCCGGGAAAGUUACGGACGUAAACGAGCUCCCGUCAUUGACCAGCUAACAAGUGUUAUGAAAAUAUAAUCAUAUAUAUUAUAGUGUAGCUUAAAGUAAUACAGAUGAUAACUUUAACCCGGUAACCUAAAGAAAUGGAUGUGUGUGAAAACAAAGGGUGCAUUCAAACUUCAGAUAGAUACCAGGAGCAGGAGGCACAGAGGCCAUAUGACAGUCUUGUGAGUGAUAACGCUGUUAAAAUGUUUGCAUGAUUGUGUAUGUUGUUGCAGUCAAACUCCCAGGAACCAAGCUAGGAGAUAGAUUAUAUUUAAAAGUCAAAGGUUAGGAAACAGAUGUGUGCAGCAGACUGAAUGUCUCAUGUAGGUCCAGCCCCGCUUGGACUGUCUGUGUUAAAAGGGGGGGAACAACGUGUAUGUUUUGAGACAGGCUUCAGACACAGGCAGAGAACUAAGGUAUUCGAUGCUGGGAUAAACGUGUAAGUGUCUCCCACUUUGGAAUUCCAAAUUGUAAUAAAUAUAUGUUUAACAUUUAUUUUUGCCUCUGAAUUCACUGCCUUUUUUCUCUCUGUGCCAAAUCUUCGACCGGGUGAGACGAGAAGGGGGGCCGUUAGCUAAACAGGCCCCACAGGUAUCUCGUUAACUGGCGCCGUGACCCCGGGAUUUGGCUGUGAGUAAAGAGUUUGUUUGAAUAUUGGACACGAAGGAGGACCUUGCCAUAAGCAUCACGGGUCGACCCAAAACAGGUAAGGAGAUUUUUUCUCCAUUGGCAAACCGUUAGUUAUGUAGGCGAAAUUGAGUGGUGCUUUUGGUUUUAGGAAAUCUCUUCUAAAUAGGUUUAAAUAGAAUUUAUGUUGAAACCGAGAAAUGAGAGAAUGAGAGUUAUCUGUAUGUCCACGUCGGAAAACCGUAAAAUAAGAGAAAUAAUAAAAAUAUACAGUUAAAACUUAAAUGUUGAAGCUGUAAAAGAAAAGACAAUAAAAAAUAUAAAAUACAAAGAUAAAACAAAGUCUCGGAAGUUGGUCGCUCCCUCUCCAGGACUGACGAGUCUGGUGAAUUUUAAGACUGAGGUGGAACGUUACCUCGGAGAAAGGAGACUCUCCACAGAAACGUAGCGAUAGGAACGGCCGAGAAUACAUAACCAUCUAAAAGUUGAGGCUAAGACAGCAAGACCUUUAAAGUGAGCUGUAAAAAAGAUAAGAGAUUAAAAAGGGGCCCCAGGAGGACGAUAGAAUUGCUCUCUAACAUCAGAACAGGGUUUCUGAUGUACGACGAUUAGACGCGGAGUUAUUAAAAAAGAACGUUUUCGUCGAGUAGAAGGGUAUUAAAAGGAGACCCUCUGCGCGCGCAAGGCUGUCUGUCUUAAACGUUGUCUGUCCUGGUCGGUUUAACAAUUUUAUUUUGGUUUAAAUGGGAUCCAUGGUGUGAAUGAUCAGAAGCUCCGGUCUGAGUCUGUCUCUGUGUGUGCGCGGCUUCGAAGUCUCUUGUGUGUGUGUGAACGGGUGGUUACGCAUGCGUAUGUGUGGCUGUAAUGGUCUCGCUAUGGUGUCUUGUACCAAAACUAACCAUCAGCCAAACUCCUUUCACACGAGUCAGGAUUACUCAGUUGUUCCUUUAUUUUUACGUAGAAUGGAGUGAAACUGCCAAAAAAAAAACAAACAACUCACAAUGAGCUCAGAAUAGCUAACAGAAGUGCUUUACACACAGUUGCAUACAUUGAAAGUACAAAAACAAUGCAACUUUAGGAUGCUACAAUAAUAAUGAGCUGCAAUGCUACGUAGCAACCUAACAAAUCGUAACAGCCUGCUAAUUAGCAAUGACGUAGCAAAUAACUGAAUCGUCCACAGGUGUCUUCAGAACCAAUUAAACUUAAAUUCAAUAGACAACUUACUUUGCUUCUCAUUUUAACAUAAAUGCUCAUUCUGAAGUAUAAGCUGCUACUCACAGGCGUUGCGUCGAAGAACUUCACCUGGAAUGCGGCGUUCAUAACAGACACGUCUUUUCAUCUGCUCUACCGCUAGCAAACAAAACGUACUAACAUGAAAGCAAAGCAUUUCCUUAAAUGUCCAGCAGAUGGCAGCAGUGCAAGUUCUCGCUCGAGCUGCUCGCGAGAACUUGUCUCAGUCUGUUAACAGGCCUUCUUCCCCGCCUACAGCUUGUCAGAUGACGAAAGCAGGCCCUGAGGAGCAUGCGUUGCACGUCCAGGAACCUGGAGUAAGACCGCCCUCUAGGGGCUGUUCUUCUGUAUCUUCAGAAGACACACAACCAGCAACAGGUUUAAAUCAUGUUGAUCUUAAUAAAACAGGAACUAGAUCACCAGCAGUAUCGACUAAUGUCAAGUUUAAUAACCCACGUUCAUUGGAGCCUGAGGUUAAUGUAAAAAUGUCACUAAAAGGUAUUUGGCAGGAGGAAACGCAUGCUGAAGAAGGCAUGGUUGAUAAUAAUGGGUUAUAUUAUUCUACUGAAGAAGCAGAAUUUGCCAGGAGUCAGAGAACACCACGCACUCGUGGUGUGAGGAAGAAAUUUAAAGGAUAGCUUUCACAGCAUGCAUUCAAUGACAACUCGUUCUCAAGGUCCCACUAGAGUGCAGAUGCCUAUAUUACAAAAUAAUGUGGGCACAGAAAACUAUGUCCCUUAUUCAUUUGGUGAUGUACAAGCCCUGGUGGACAAAUUGCCUAGUAUUGCAGCUGGUGGCAGAUUGUGGCUUGCCGAACUUGAUAAUCUAACUAAAGGAACUAAACUGGCUUUGGGUGAUUUUAUAGCUGUUCAAGGCCAUUGUGUUCCUGCUUCAACUGCAGAUGACAUUGAAUAUGAAGCUCGAACAUCCAAUAUUAGGGAUGAAACUUUAUUCUCAUCAGUUAUCACUCGUUUGGGGAACGCAAUAAGAGAACAUUUCCCAUUAUCAACUCAUGCAGCGGUUCCCAAGUUUGACUGGGAUCCCUUACAGCAUUCAAAGGAUUUCAUUACUCAAGCUGAGGAGAGUUGGAUCAAACACACAGGUGUAAAUCCAAAAGGGGAUAGUUCUAACUUGGGUGAAUUAUUCAGGGAAGCAGUCCUGAAAGGUGUGCCUCCUUUGGUGUCACAGCUGAUGAAACAGAAUCCUGAGAUGCCUGGUUGUGAGUAUGCCCGCUGGGAAAAACAUCUUGUACACCAUUUACACGUUGCUCAGGAUGUAGAGAAGAAGAAAAAACAAGAGAAAGAGGAUAUUCAUGAUCAAUUAAUCAAAUUGCAAUUAUUAGACGCUAAACGGCAGGUGAAUCAACGUAAACAAGAAAAAACUGAACAUGUUAUGGUCUCAGCAGUUGCAUCACCUGGGGCUCCAUCCCCGAUGGUGACACCUCAGUUUAAUCCAAUGCAAGGGGGAGGGAUCCCCCCUCCUGUUUUCUAUCAUCCAUGUAACUACAGAUCUGCGGGUUCUGCGCGUGGAUUCAGAUGGCGAUUUGGUGGACAGCGUGGACGGUCAGGUUGGAGCCGUGGUCUGAGAGGACGAGGUGGAUAUGGCGGACCUGGGAGAGCACCUGUCGACAUUUGCUUUAACUGUGGACAAGUUGGACACUGGGCAAGGGAUUGUCAAUCCCCACCAGGAGAUGAGAUUGUGCCACCAAACCCUAAUAUGGCCCCGCCUCCGCAAGGUCAGUACCCCCAGCACGGGAAAACUUUUAUGGACAAUUUUGACACAUCCCUGAAAAUAACUCCAGCAGCGUGAGUUCUGCAGACCCCAUGCUGCCAGCGAAGGUUGGAGAAGAACACAUGAACUUUUUAGUCGACACUGGAGCUACAUAUUCCACUAUAAUCAAUCAGCCAUCUGCCUCUGUGCUCAGUCGACUAAAACUGUGUUACUAAUAGGUUUCUCAGGGAAGGAACAGUGUCUGCCGUUGACUUUACCACUUCCGGUGAAAGUUGGAAACCAGAAACUGCAUCAUUCAUUCGUAUGGUCUCCUUCUACACCUGUCAAUUUGAUGGGAAGAGACUUGUUGGUUAAACUGGGAGCUGCAGUGCUUUGUGGACCUCAAAGUUUGACUGUUACCUUUCCAGACGGUUCUUCUCUAGCAUGUGGGCACACUUUCCAAGAUGGACAAUAUCUGGUUCGGCCCAUGGGGGAAGAGUUUGCUGACAUCUACUGGGGACUCUUAAUAGAACCUGCUGAAGCUGGUGUUCUCUCGGUGUUCCAGCUGUGGAAGUGUCUGCCAGUGGCAACCAUCUUUCAGUCUGAUUUAUUAAUUAGUCCCAGGCCAAUUAAUAACUACAGUUC
This is a messenger RNA of Fundulus heteroclitus (mummichog), 4676 nucleotides long. RefSeq lists its product as uncharacterized. Gene Ontology annotation, molecular function: zinc ion binding; nucleic acid binding. The record is from RefSeq and is a predicted model, not a curated record. Lineage: Eukaryota; Metazoa; Chordata; Actinopteri; Cyprinodontiformes; Fundulidae. Bases 2970 to 4130 code for a protein of 386 amino acids. The transcript has 2 exons.